UGCCAGCGCACUGGUCCGGAAGUAACACGGCAAGCUGGUGAAGAAGUGCUUGGCACCGUUCGCCAGCUCAGCGUGGUCCCUGCUGUGGGCACCGUGGUCCAGUUCAAAGAGUGCAAGCUGAAGCCCGAGUUGAACUGGUGUUUUGGAGUAGUGGAAGGCCGCCAGGGCGGAGUGCUGUCGGUCUGCCUGGCCGGCGGCUCCCUGGUGCAAGGCGUUGUGCCGGAGGACGUGAACGCGAUCGCCUUGAGCGACGUUGAGCCUUCAAGUGUGAGAGAGCUGCUUCAGGCUCAACUGGGAAAGACGCUGGGAGAGACUCCUCUCCCCCAGGAAGCUAGGAACAUGGGAGACAAAGGCGCAGAAGGGGUUUCUUACGCCCCUCUGCAGGGGCAGACGCGCAUGCUCGAGCAAGCCAAGAAGGUGAAAGAGCUACUGGUGUUGUGGCACGGACGGUCGGCCCUGCUCCCGGCCUGGGCAAGGUCUUUCUGGCAAGAGGUGGGGCUCCUGGAGCCCCUUGAGCAGCGGUUGAAGGCCUUGUUGCUCUCCCAAGGCUACCUGGGGCGGGGGGUGGGCUCCCCGCCGAGGUUCAAGGAGCUGAAGGAAAAGUUGGAAGAGCUCUCCACUGCGGGGGCUGUGGCGCAUUCUCGGGAUGCGUUCAGAGCUCAGGAAGGCAUGGCUUGGGGGGAAGACGAAGAGGGCCCCGAGAGCUGGGAGGCGGCGCUGCCGCCGGACCUCAAGCGAGCAGGGCCCGAGAUCUACUCCUCCAUGAAGGCGUCGGGCGUUCGCUGUGUACGAGACUGGGUCAACAGCAUGUUCAGCGUGGAGCAGAGGCAGACUGCGCAUUACGUAGAUCUGUUCAAUUUGGCGACGCUGGUCGAUUUCAAGGCCAGGGAGGGUGGAUCUUCCCAAUCGAAGGUCUUGAGCAUCAUCGCUCAAGAUGAUACCUGCGAGGUGGCAUUGCGCCGCCUGGCGGCGUGGAUCCAUGAACGCCGGACGGGGGAUCGUGAUGCUGCGCAGAGCAUGCUGGCCAUCAAGCCGUCUUCCUUUUCGACAGAUGUGGCACCGAGUUGGCUUGUCACCGAAGCGGCUUCCUUCAGUCAGUCGGAACACAAGCGCCGUGAGCGCGCCAGGGCGCAAGGCAGCGCUUCUCAUGGAAGCGUUGGCGGCAGCGGCGGUGGUAAGGCAGGCGCCAAAGGUGGCAAAGGCAAAGGCAAGGAGAAGAAGAAGGGUCCGGGCGGCAAGGCCGCCACUCAGGGGAGCAGGGUCCGGACCGAGGGUGUGCUGAUGAUGCCCUGCACGAUCUUUUCCAUGGAUGUCCGUGAGGGCCGCCGUCAGGAGCCGCAGGCUCUUGAGACAGGCGGCCAAACUGCCGCAGUACAGGUCGUGAAGGGUGCUGUGGUUGAAGACUCCUACGCUAGGGUCCAGAAGAAGCAGAACCAGAUCCCUUUGCGAGCAGAUCUUAUUGCGGAGCCCUCAGAUGAUCGCGUAGUGAUCAUGCUGGAGGCGCUCCCACGUUCCGAAGCAGAGUUUUACAGCAGCGAGAGCAAUUGUAUCGAGACGGCUGGCAAAGCAAGGCAGCUUCAAGAUGAGAUUGAAGAGCAGUUUGCGUUUGUGGAGCCAAGGUCCAGGUUAGGCAUGACUGGGGCCGGGGCUCUUGCCAGAGCUCACCUCGCGAAGCCCGGGGUGAAGGCGGCAGUUUGUGAUCAAUCGAAUGCCUUCACGAGCGUGCUGGUGCCUGAUUGGAUGAUACCGUACCAGGCAGUGCCUCCGAUUCCGGCGGGCGAUGUCUGGGAGCUUCUUCCUCAGCAGCUCCGUGACGGGCUACUGGUGUCCGAUUGGGUCUGUCCAUGCUACAUGCGGUUGCCUAUGGGUUGCAGUCAUUCGGUGCACAUUCUGAUGAGUAUCAACCUGCGCAUUAUCGGCAUGACUUUGGCCUCGAGCAAGCUGUUGUCCCGUCCCCCUGCCUCAGGUCUCAUCUUCAAGGACGACGAUGUGGUCGAGAACAGGCCGCUGGAAGCCCAUUUCGGUUGCUCGGACUCAGAGUGGUGGGAGCGCUUUUCUUUGCGAGGUGCCAACCGCAGGGAGUCUGGAUUUUCCGUGGAUGAGUGGUGGUCUGCAGUUCGCAAGGCUCGUCGGUCUCCGCAGCGAGUUUUUGUCAUUAUGCAUCUUUUCGGAGGGGAGCGUCGUGCAGAAGAUGUUCAUUCCUUUGUCGAAAAGUACGCAGACGAAGCGGGGGUCACAGUAUUGAUGGCUACGGUUGACCUUGCCACCGACUUUCGGUGGGACCUUGCACGUGAAGACACCCAACACGAGUUGCUGGGCAUGAUGUCAGGUUUUGUUGACCUCCUGCUGCUGGGCCCGCCAUGCUCUACCGAUCACGUUCGGGUGGUUUUGGGGGAUGAGCAGCUGGGCCUUUAUUUGCAUGUGGAUGAUACAUUGCUUUUGGGAGUAGGGGAGUGUGCCGAGAUAGUGAGCCCGUUGAUGGAAGAGAUUGCUGACAACAUGGAGGCCACGGGGUUUAAAGUUCCAGAUCGGCGUGCAGGCAAUGAGAUUUCUAAAGUGGUAGGCUAUGAGAUUGAUGCGCAGAAGGGGAGCUUUGCCCUUCCGAGAAGGAGGGCCUGUUUGCUACAGGCCGCGCUCCUCGAGCAAGCCAAUGCCCGUUAUGUUUGUGUCGAACUGCUCAGGGCUCUGGUCGGGAUCUGGAGUUUCGGCGCUCAGCUCAGAAGGGAGUUAUACUCUAUCCCCUUUUCGGUGUACCACAUGAUCGAUGUGUGCGAGGGCCAGUUUGUGAAACUUUGGCCGUCGGUGAGGCGAGAGCUCGUCUUCAUGGCAAGGGCGAUUGAUUUUAUGAUGUUGCAGGCUGCGGACCCAGUCAGCGAUGUGGUGUUCGCCACAGAUGCCAUGGGAGCCGAUGACGUCGAUUGUGGUGGUUAUGGGAUCUGCAUGACUAAGGCUACACCAGAGGAGUUCAAGGCUCUGAUGUGGGCUGGUGAAGAGCCGGGCUUUUCACUGCUCGAUCCGCUUCAUGUGAACACGGUGCAAAGCAGUACAUUCGGGCGCUACCAGAGGGCGGUUGAGGGUUUUGAGUUUUUCUUGCUUCGCAACGACGCGGCUCCUUCUUCAGCUGCUGAACUUGACGAGUGGCUCGUGCUUUAUCGGCGGGAGGCCUCGCUGACGCGCUCUCAGUUCGAGGUUGCCCUGGCGGGGAUUCAGUUCUUCGCACCGAGCUUACGAGGGCACUUGCCGCUGUCAAAGAAGGUGAUCAAAGGUCUGGCGAUUGAGUAUCCCUCCAAGCAUGCUUUCCCUAUGCUGUCUUCUUCGGCUAAGUUCAUUGCGACAAAGAUGGCAGCUGAGGGUGAACACCGGUUGGCAGUUUGUAUGCUGCUUCAACAGGCGACAGGUCUCAGGCCAUCGGAGAUGUUGGGCUUGCGAGAGCACGAUGUUCUUAGACCCAGUGAUCUUGUGCCUCGCUAUGUCCUGCGUCUGGGCACUUGCGUGGGCACCAAGGUGGGGCGUGAACAGACCACGUUCUUUGACCCAGAUCAGGACCCCAUGCUCGCAAUGUUGCUGUUUAGAUUGCUUCGCUCGACGCCUGAGCAGAGUUCGUUGGCAGCUUGCGGCUAUGAUCAUUAUCGGAGGGUGCUUGCUCGCCUCAGUGCUUUGUUGGGCGUGCAUUACUCUCCUCACUCGUGCAGGGCAGGCUUCGCCACGGAGGCCAUCCUCAGAGGGGACACGCCGCAGCUUGUUCAAAGGCGCGGGCGCUGGGCUUCCGAAGCAAGUUUCCUUGUGUACAUUGACGUGGCCACGGCUCUGCAAGUGGAGGCUGAGUUUCGCAGCAGGGCCCUGGACACGGCCAUUGCCACAGUCGUGCGGAUGGGCCUCCCAGUCACCGUGGAGAUCGGCGACGCUUCGGAGGCCCGCCCCGCCGGGCGACGGCCCAAGAUCGACGGCACCUCCGUGCUCUCUCGAGAAGCUCGCGCUCGUCUUGGCUCGGUCGGUGGUUCGGCUGUUGCGGGCGGCGCCGGCCUGAGUGAGGGCUCAAGAAGGGUGCAGCAGCGCAGGAAGCCCGUCACUUGGUGCAGUUGGCUCUGGAAAUCUGGUGGUAAAGCUUUGAAGCGGAUGCGAGCGCUGUUUCUUUGGUGCUGUGUGGCCUACGUACUGGCAGCGGGGCCUCUGCGUGAGAUGCUUGCGCCUAUCCAACGCCUGUUGGCGUCCACUGCGAGCGUUGGAGAGAGUGCGGCUGGGGCACUCUCGUCCAUCCUGGAUGGUGGCACUCAGUUGGUGACGGCCUCUACGAGUGCAGUCCGUUCAGCUUCUUUCAACACCUUGGGUGUGGCGCAUGCCGCUUGGAUUGGUGUGGACCUUGUGGAUAUGAACGCCACCAAGAUUGUCGGGCGCGUGAUGGGCGCCGACGCGGCGGCCAUUGAGCAGUGGUUGUUUUCGGAGAGUGGCCGUGAAGUUCUUAAAGGCCCUGCGGAGGAGGCUCUUCUCUUCUGGCAGGGUCUGCUGCAUUCUCAGGCUUUUCGCCUGCCGGUGGUUGCUGCAGAGACCGAGGCCCUGGUGGCGUCAGGUGACUACUGGGUGGCCUCUGGGGUCGUGUCGUACGCCUCUUCAGGCCUUGUCGUCUUCGAGUUUCGCCUUCUACGCAUGGCUUUCUCGCCUCGCUGGGCCAACCCCGUGUGGCAACUGGCAGGUUGGAAUGCGGCGAAUGAAUAUGAACAAGUUCUUCGCAUCGCUCGCGACUUUGCCAUCACCGUGCCCGCCGUUAACAGUACAUGGGAUCAUAUUUUGGCCCCCCCGCCCUCCGCUACCUUUUGGGGCGCUCUGCUCGGUUUGCUUCGCCGCGCUUGCUUCGCUGUGCUGGCGCCGCUCCGCUCUUGGUGGCGCUUUUUCGCGUCCAUGUGGGCGUAUGGGACCAUGCAUCCGCUGGCAUUGGGUAUAAUGGCUUUGGGGUUUGCAGGUCUAGGGCGCUGCCUGUGGAGUUAUGCGCGCUGCGUGGGCCUGCCAGCCGGGAGGCACAACGACUGGGCUCGCUUUACAGAGCUUGUGGUGCUCCUGCGCGGCUGGGCAGUGGUACACCGUGGCCCUCUCACGCUGGCUAACCGAGGUUGA
Molecule: messenger RNA, 5109 nt
Organism: Symbiodinium sp. CCMP2456
Lineage: Eukaryota; Dinophyceae; Suessiales; Symbiodiniaceae
Source: the annotation of a GenBank genome assembly